AUCCUGACAUUUUCACUCUUCCAGCCUCUGUAGAGCCAACUCUCUCUUUCUGGCCCUGCUGGGUAGAUCCAUCCGUCUUCGGUGAUGACUCUGCAGUCUGGACAGUGAGUCGCUUGCGGCCCACAGAGCUUUGAAAGGUGCUCGUCACAGAAGCGGCGAAUUCUGAUAAGUGUUUGAUCCUGGCCUCGUCAUAAGAGACUGUAGAUAGAACACUAAACCAAUGAUAAUCCACGCUUGCCUGAACAUAUUUGUUUGUCCUUUUUCUUAAUAUUAUUAAUCUUGGCUUUUUGCACCAGUUUUGUUUUAUUUUAUUUUAAAACUUUGGUCUAUGCAUUGUUUUUUAUAAUUUUGAUAUUAUUAUUAUUUUUAUUUUUUUUUGUACAUCUAUCAUCAUAAUGCACAUUCCAGUUCCACCUUCCCCUAUGAAACCAGCCGUGGCCCCUUCAGUAGAGCUGGGGGUCACGGUUCUUUACACUUGUCUUUAUGGGAGUCUGUUUUUAAUCGUAUAUGUUCAGCUUUGGCUGCUGUUACUCUACCGGCACAAGCGCUGGAGUUACCAAAGUAUUUUUCUUUUUCUUUGCCUGUUCUGGGCAGCGCUUCGCACAACGCUCUUCUCCUUUUAUUUUCGUAAUGCCCUUGCGGCCAACCUCCUGCCCGCUCCAGUCUACUGGCUUUUUUACUGCUUCCCAGUGUGCUUACAAUUCUUCACCCUGAGCCUCUUCAACAUUUACUUCACUCAGGAGCUGCUCAAAGUUCGAAGCCUGUUCAGAGUUGAGCCCAGGAAAGGACUACGGGCAGCUCGGUGGGUGUAUGCCAGCAUGAGCGUCAUCUUCCUGUGUGUCAAUAUAGUUUGCGCAAGCCUCGGACAGCAUGGCUCUUCCGGUGGAGCUGGAGACAAUACUUGGAGGCUGGUUCUGGUUCGAGUGCUGGUUAAUGACCUGCUGUUCAUUCUGGAAGCCGUGUGUCUGGCCACGUCUCUGCUCCUCUUAACUCGAUCCUCGCACCCUACCACUCCUUAUCUACGUAGUAAGGGGCUUUGUCGGACUGCGGUGCUGGGGGCAGGUGUCAUCUUGCUCUUCUCUAGCAGGGCAUGCUACAAUCUUGCUGUGCUGUUUUUGUUUCAGAAUCAUAAAGUCGAGGCCUUUGACUUUGACUGGUACAACAUCUCUGAUCAGGCUGACCUUCAGAGUGAGCUCGGAGACAGAGGUUAUAUUAUCUUCGGAGCGGUUCUCUUCAUUUGGGAGCUGCUUCCUACCAGCCUGCUCAUUCUCAUCUUCAGGGUUCGCCAGCCUCCUCAAGAAAAGAACUGCAGCCCAGCGAUGUUCAACACACGAGGCUCACGCUCAUAUUUCUUUGACGACCCUCGUGGAAAUGAUGACGACACGGGUUCUCUCUGGAGUCACAGUAGCAGCUGGUUUGGAUCCAGUGAGACGACUCCACUCCUCUUCAACCGGACUCCGCAGAGCAACCAGCACCACUCUCUCUACUCCACUCCACAGACCUGACCGCUAUGCAAAGCUGUAGAGAUCCUCUCUGACAUUCUCAGGCAAUAGCACAGCAUUACCUCUUCCUGAGGAGCUCAAUAGGUUCAUUUGCACUAUUCUUCAACAGAAGCAUCUGUACUUCUGAAGUUGCACCUUGACUUUUUAAAGCAGACCACAAUAGACUAGAUGCUUGUGAUAAAAAAAGGGACCAGCUGAUGAUUUUUUUCUAUAAGGAGGAGUUAUUACCACAUUUGUCUUUUCUUCAUUUAUAAGAGUAUCCUUGAAAUGUAUUAACAGAUGUUAUUUGUGUGUGGGAUGAUGACCUUCCAUUGUAAAUGGUGCAUAAGAAAGCAAUAAUUUUGGAUCUAACCGUGUGCUGAAAUUUGACUAUGUAUUUUAAUAAAAAACUAAUUUAAACAGU
Carassius auratus (goldfish) is the source of this 1905-nucleotide messenger RNA. Its product is annotated as integral membrane protein GPR137-like. The record is from RefSeq and is a predicted model, not a curated record. Gene Ontology annotation, biological process: positive regulation of TORC1 signaling. Gene Ontology annotation, cellular component: lysosomal membrane. The transcript has 8 exons. Lineage: Eukaryota; Metazoa; Chordata; Actinopteri; Cypriniformes; Cyprinidae. Bases 396 to 1505 code for a protein of 369 amino acids.